UGAUUCUCAAUCCUUUUGCUUCCUCAGCGAAAACCCAUCAUCAUGAAGCAAACCAGAAACGCUGGAACCGCCGAGGCUCCUUACUUCGGCACCAUUUCCUCUUCUUCCUUCAAAAACCUUCUUCCCACUUCAUUCGCUUCCAAACUCAACAAAACCCUUAAAAACCCUAAGUUGCCCAGUUCAGAUGCCGAAAACACUCCCCCUACUGAUCCCAACAUCCAAAUCAACGAUCACAACCACUCAUUUCCCUCCAUAACCAAACAUGCGCAUUCAAAAUCCCCAAUUUCUCAACACAAAGAUGCCACAGAAUCUAAGAGCUCACUUGAAUCUGACCCAUCAGUGAAGGUUGUGGUGCGAAUCAGACCUACCAAUGAUAUUGGAAGACUUGGAGAUAAGACGAUUAAGAAGCUUUCUUCUGAUACUUUGUGUGUUGGAGAUAGGAAGUUUAUAUACGAUUCAGUUUUUGAUCCAAACUCCAACCAGGAAGAUAUUUUUCAGUCAGUGGGUGUUCCAUUGGUUAGAAAUGCCUUAGCUGGUUACAACACUUCCAUUUUGUCUUAUGGCCAGUCUGGAAGUGGAAAGACGUAUACAAUGUGGGGUCCUCCUAGUGCCAUGUUUGAGGAACCUUCAGCCCAAAGUCACAAGGGAAUUGUUCCUCGGAUCUUCCAAAUGUUAUUUUCUGAGCUUGAAAAGGAGCAGCAUAUGUCGGAGGGGAAACAAUUCAACUAUCAAUGUCGAUGUUGUUUUCUUGAGAUAUAUAAUGAACAAAUUGGGGAUUUACUUGAUCCAGCCCAGCAAAACCUUGUGAUGAAGGAUGAUUCCAAGAAUCCAUUGUAUAUAGAGAAUCUGACGGAGGAAUAUGUCACUAGCUAUGAUGAAGUGACACAACUUUUGAUUAAGGGCCUCUCAAGCAGAAAAGUUGGAGCGACAAGCUUAAAUUCUAAGAGCUCUAGAUCACACAUAAUUUUCACCUUUGUCAUUGAGUCUUGGUGUAAGGGAGUAUCAUCAAAUGGUUUCAGUAGUUCAAAAACUAGCAGAAUUAGCCUUAUUGAUCUUGCUGGAUUGGACAGGAACAAACUCAAUGAUGCAGGCAAAAAAUGUUUAAGGGAAAGCAAAAAUGUAAAAAAGUCCUUAUCUCAGCUUGGGCAUGUAGUAGAUGCUCUAACUAAAGGAACAUGCUCCGGAAAAGCCAAAGAAAUUCCAAGCAGGAAUUCCUGUUUAACGCGCUUACUGCAAGAGUCUCUUGGUGGAAAUGCCAAACUCUCAGUUAUCUGUUCAAUCUCUCCUGAUAACAAGAAUAAUGCUGAGACACUGCGAACACUCAGAUUUGGACAGCGAGUAAGGUCCAUAAUAAAUCAGCCAGUUAUCAAUGAAAUAAAGGAGGAUGAUGUUAAUGACUUGAGUGAUCAAAUCCGGCAGCUGAAGGAAGAACUCAUUAGAGCAAAGAUUGACAUUCAUAGCUCAGUAGAGAGUAAAAAUGGAUAUUUCCAAGAACAUAAUGUGAGGGAAAGCCUUAACCAGUUGAGAAUCAGUUUAAACCGCUCUCUUCUCCUAUCUCACAUUGAUAAUGAACCCAAGGAGGAGGUAACCGUGGAUGAGGAGGAUGUAAGGCAAUUACGCUGCCAGAUUGAUGAAUUUUAUAGUUCAUGUGAAGCGAAUCCUAAAGAUAUAUCUGCCAGUGAAGAUUGUGUCCAGUAUUAUUCUGGUGAGGAAAAUUAUGAUACUGAUAUGAUCAGUGGCGACGAACAUGAAAAAGAUGAAGUAUGUUCUGGAGAAGCAUUGAGUAAGCUUUGUAAGGAGGACAGUGUUGUGGCUUCGGUUGAUACCUUGUAUGCCUCGGUAGAUGACAUGUGCUCAACUAACACAUCAAGGUCAAUUAGAUCUUCAUUCAGAGAUAGCAUUUCUGUUAGUUCAAGCAAUCGAUCUCCAAUACUCACAGAACCACAGUUGUCUGAUUCCCCAAAAAUAAGGAAUACUCAUAGGAAGAGUGUGGCGUUUUCAUCAAGUUGUCUUGGUAGUUGGAACAAGGUAGCAGAGGAGAAUUUGAGAUCCAGUAGUGAUGUGUUAAGACAAUCAUUUAAAGAGGAUGAGCAUAUCCGAUCCUCACUACGUUCAAGCAAGGUUUUACCAGGCCCAACGGAGUCUUUGGCAGCAAGCCUUCAGAGGGGACUACAGAUAAUUGACUCUCACCAGCGAAAUUCCGCACUAAACAAAUCUUCAGCUUCGUUCUCUUUUGAGUGUUUAACCCCUUGUCAAGAAAUUGAUAAGGGUAAGAGGUUUUCUGUUGAUGAAGGGUCUACACAUUUGCUUUGUGAAUCUUGCCGUAGAAAAAUAUCUGAUGUAGAGUCCAAGGAAGCACAUAUUGACAAAGUUGAAGCAGACAAAGUUCAAAAUGAUCUGGAAAAUGCAAUGGCAAAAGCCACCAUGAGGGAGAAGGAGCUAGAGAAUGUUUGCAAGGAGCAAGCAGCUAGGAUUGAGGAACUAAAUCAAUUGGUUGAGAAAUUGAGAGGAGAAAAAGGAUUGAACUCCAUUAUUGUGAAUGGUCAAGAUAGCAUCAAGGAGAUAGGAAAGGAAGAAGAUUAUAACUCGCUCGGAGGUGAAGACGAGCUUCCAAGGAGCACUUCCCCAGACAUCAAUUUACCAGAAAUUUUGGAGGAAAAAUGUGAAAUCAAAGAAGUUCAAGUCCAGGAAGAAUUAACUCAAAGAGACAGCUCUUUUGAUGCUAAUGAGAAAGAAGAACUUCUAAGGGAAAUCCACAGCCUAAGAAGCAAGCUGCAAUUAGGUAGUGACAUAGCAGUUAAAAGGUCCACCGACAAACUGAGAUCUUCAUUGAGAUCUAUUCAACUGCGAAAAAGUGGCAUACUUUCUCAAGGUAGUGGUGGUGAAGAGCUGGAGAAGGAAAGAGAAAGAUGGACCGAAAUGGAAAGUGAAUGGAUUUGUCUUACUGAUGAGCUAAGAGUUGAUCUAGAGAAGAACCGGCAGCGAGCAGAGAGAGUGGAGUUGGAACUGAGGUUAGAGAAGAAGUGUACCGAAGAAUUGGAUGAUGUGCUAAAAAGAUCAGUUCUUGGACAUGCUAGAAUGCUGGAACAUUAUGUUGAGCUACAAGAGAAAUAUAAUGAUUUGGUUGCAAAGCACAAUGCUAUAAUGGAAGGCAUAGCCGAGGUGAAGAAGGCUGCAGCAAAGGCUGGAAAGAAGGGUCAUGCUCGCUUCGCCAAGUCUCUUGCAGCAGAACUUUCUGCAUUGAGGGUGGAGCGAGAAAGGGAAGCUAAAUUCUUGAAAAAGGAGAAUAUGAGCCUCAAGAUUCAACUUCGAGACACUGCAGAAGCUGUUCAUGCAGCUGGAGAACUACUUGUUAGACUCAGAGAAGCCGAGCAUGCAGCCUCUAUUGCCGAGGAGAAUUUUGCGAAACUGCAACAUGACAAUGAGAAACUAAAGAAACAGAUGGAGAAGCUGAAAAGAAAGCACAAGAUGGAGAUGAUUACCAUGAAGCAGUACCUUGCAGAUAGCAAAUUACCAGAAUCUGCACUCAAACCCCUGUACAGAGAGGACUCUGAUGUGCAGCAUAACAAUAACAAUGCAGAUGAUGAUCAAGAAUGGAGAACAGAAUUUGGAGCAAUCUAUCAAGAGCAUCAUUAUUAGUUCUUUCAAUUUGAUAAAUUUCUUCAUAGCUGACUCAGAUCCUGCUCGGAUCAAAGCAACUGAAUCAUUUAUUUCAAUUCAAUUCUUUGUAUUCUUUUUUAAUCUAUUAUUCUUAUUGACACUACCAAAUUUUAAUCUAUGACAUUUGUGUUCGUUUUAUUGAAUGAUAUGUGAGAUUCACAUACCAUAUAAAUCCAAUACUUCAUUCAA
Messenger RNA from Arachis stenosperma, 3849 nucleotides. RefSeq names its product kinesin-like protein KIN-12F. Bases 43 to 3639 code for a protein of 1198 amino acids. The transcript is spliced from 16 exons. The record is from RefSeq and is a predicted model, not a curated record. Lineage: Eukaryota; Viridiplantae; Streptophyta; Magnoliopsida; Fabales; Fabaceae. Gene Ontology annotation, molecular function: microtubule binding; ATP binding; microtubule motor activity. Gene Ontology annotation, biological process: microtubule-based movement.